Galendromus occidentalis (western predatory mite) is the source of this 1119-nucleotide messenger RNA. RefSeq lists its product as uncharacterized. Bases 1 to 1119 code for a protein of 372 amino acids. The transcript has a single exon. Lineage: Eukaryota; Metazoa; Arthropoda; Arachnida; Mesostigmata; Phytoseiidae. The record is from RefSeq and is a predicted model, not a curated record.
AUGGCGCCGCCGGUACAACAUUCGCCUCCGUGCACACGCGCGGCUAGCGCUGCGAAGAGAACCACCGGCCAACAAGUUGAUGAUCCUGGUGAAGAGACCAACGGAGUAACGUUCUCCGUGCGACCCAAGCAAGGAAGCCAAGAGAUGACUGCGGCAGCAAUCAACGUCGACCUAGGGGUAGCAUGCUCACCGCCCGAACUCGCACCGUCGGUGGAUCCUACUCCAACAAUAAUCUCUCAACGCAUGCAAUCGUUAGUCGUGCAAACACAGAAGGAACCUCCGAAAUUCAAUGGCAGGUCAGAUUGGCUGCGCGAGUUCAAACGCGUGGCGAGCUUCAACGGGCACACCGAAACCCAAAUGCUCGCGAACGCUCCCUUCUGCCUUGUUGGAGAAGCCCUCGAUUGGUUCGACAAUGAAGAUGAUCAGGUCGACCAGUGGGAAAGGCUCGAAACGAAUUUCUGUUACCGCUUCGCUGAUACAACGAAAAUCAGCGAAGAAGCACGUGAGAAACUGAAGAGAUUAAUCUACGAGAGAGGCACAUCAUUUACCGGACAUCUCGAGUCCGUCCUCAAGCUGUGCAGAAAACUCGACUCCAGACUCAGUGAAGACGAGACAAUUCGGAAAGUGAUCCAGACGUUUCCACGAGAUCAGGCUAUGACACUGGUGAGCAAGGCACCAAAAACGAUUGCCGAACUCAGAGCUCACAUGUCAUACCUCGAUCGCACGAUUCCCUUCGUCAAUCAGAGGGACACAGAUACAUCGGCCAUCAACGCGGUCAACCGAUCCGGAACUUCGCGCUCCCGCUCCUCUGAGCGUGGAUAUUCCGUUGGCCAAUUCCGGCCUUCCGAUCCGACGCGAUCUGUCAACCCACCGAAUACCGGAUCACCGGGAAGGAAGACCCCGAUCUACGUUCAACACGCCCAAAGAAUAACAAGUGGACCCUUCUUCUCCGGCAACAGAAGAACUCCUGAUGGAAUACCGUUGUGCAACUGGUGCAACCUCGAAGGACACAUAAUCAAGUACUGCUUGAAACAACAACGUGGCUACCCAGCAGUGAAACCUGUGAGCUCUGCUGACCAAAACCAAUCCCUGAACUCCAAGACCCGUUCGGGAAACUAG